GCCGGCUGCGCCUGCGCGGGCAGGUGGGGAAGAUGGCUGCUGUGCAGGGUGUGCGGGCUGUUGGGCAUAGGCCUGGAGCUGGGUUGGCCGGGAUGUUUCGGGCUCUCCUGCUGCUGCUGUGGUUUGCGGCUCGCGGAAGCGCCCUGUAUUUCCACAUCGGAGAGACGGAGAAGAAGUGCUUUAUUGAGGAGAUUCCGGACGAGACCAUGGUUAUAGGAAACUACCGGACGCAACUAUAUGACAAGCAGCGGGAAGAAUACCAGCCGGCGACCCCCGGGCUUGGCAUGUUCGUGGAGGUGAAGGACCCAGAGGACAAGGUUAUCCUGGCCCGGCAGUAUGGCUCUGAAGGUAGAUUCACAUUCACCUCCCAUACCCCAGGGGAGCACCAGAUCUGUCUUCACUCCAAUUCUACCAAGUUCUCCCUCUUUGCUGGAGGCAUGCUGAGAGUUCACCUGGAUAUCCAGGUGGGUGAACACGCCAACGACUAUGCAGAAAUUGCUGCCAAGGAUAAGCUGAGUGAGUUGCAGCUACGAGUACGGCAGCUGGUGGAGCAAGUGGAGCAGAUCCAGAAAGAGCAGAACUAUCAACGGUGGCGAGAGGAACGCUUCCGUCAGACCAGCGAGAGCACCAACCAGCGGGUGCUGUGGUGGUCCAUUCUGCAGACCCUCAUCCUUGUAGCCAUUGGCGUCUGGCAGAUGCGACACCUCAAGAGCUUCUUUGAAGCCAAGAAGCUGGUGUAGCCAUUGCAGGCCUCACCGGCCAUCCUUCCUCCCUGGCUGGGGGAGAAAGGGCCUUUUGGAACUGACUUCUCUCUGACAGGAGACAGGAGUUACCAGCCGUGUAUGUUCUGGAGGGGAGAGGGGCCACAGGCUGCCCUGGCAGAGCCUGAGGGCUGGCUUGUGCACUGCCUGCUAAUGCUGAGCAGGUAGUGGGAAACUCCCCCUGCUCUGGGUUUUGGGCCCUUUGCAGUAAUCACCCAGGGGCUGGUGAAGCAACUGGGAAUACCAUUGGCACCUCAGAAUCGCAGUGUUACUGAUCAGGGAAGUGAGGUGGUAGUGUGGGGUGGAUGGGGGGAGGGGAGUGGGUGGGCAUGCCAGUCUUCCUUUUGUCUUCCUUUGCUAACUUGAGAUUUUGAGCAGGUUUGAGUGUGACUGCCACCCUGCCACCCUGGGAACCUCACUGUUCCCUCCUUAGUCCUAGAACUCAGCCUGCUGAUCAGGGUGUGUGUAUCAAUUGAGGGUGGGGUAGAGUGGGUUACGGUGUGGGAAAGUGGCCCUGAGGUCGACCCUGGCAUCAUAUGGUUGUCCUUUCUGGAGCUUUAGGAACCAGGGUUAAGCCAAGCAGAGGCUUUGGUGCUGGUUGGGACUGGGCCUACAGACUCUUAGUUACUGAUUUCAUUUUCAAUAAGUCUACGUUUGUUACAUUGGUUUCCCAAUAAAAGAAAUUGACUUCU
This is a messenger RNA of Condylura cristata (star-nosed mole), 1453 nucleotides long. RefSeq names its product transmembrane emp24 domain-containing protein 9. Gene Ontology annotation, biological process: Golgi organization; intracellular protein transport; endoplasmic reticulum to Golgi vesicle-mediated transport. Lineage: Eukaryota; Metazoa; Chordata; Mammalia; Eulipotyphla; Talpidae. The record is from RefSeq and is a predicted model, not a curated record. The transcript is spliced from 5 exons. Gene Ontology annotation, cellular component: COPII-coated ER to Golgi transport vesicle; endoplasmic reticulum-Golgi intermediate compartment; Golgi apparatus. Bases 33 to 740 code for a protein of 235 amino acids.